AUGGAGCUGGGGGAGGGAGAGGCGGAGGAGCGCAGGCGAGAGCACUGGAAGUUGUUGUCGAGUCUAAAGACAACAGUGGAGGGUCUUGUCUCUACAAAUAACCCAAAUGUGUGGUCACGCUAUGGAGGCCUUCAGCGCUUGCACAAAGACAUGAACAACAUCCUCAGCCAUGGACUGAAGAAUGAGCAGGUCUACUUCAGGCAGAAGGACUACUGGGCUUUUGUAUCAUGUGUUCGAUUCAUCUGUCCUGAUCUUUCUGCACACGUUGAACAGUUCCUUCAUUUAGAGCCAGAAGUCAACUCUGGAACAUCAUCCAAUAAAAAUGAAUGCUACAAGGCAGAGCGCUGGCUGCUUCACAGUUUACAGGUUCAUAAGUUGUCUGCACAACUCCGACCUCUACUCAGGCAUCUAGGUCAUGUGCGCAAGUACUAUAACAAUGAUGCCUUCCUGCUCAGUGAGCCUCAUGUUACUGCCAUGUUUCAGUGCCUUGAAGCCGUGGAGCAGAAUAAUCCUAAACUGUUGGCCCAGAUAGAAACUUCGGGGCUCUCUCCUCUGAAGGGCCUGUCUGGCCUGGGCCUGCUGAAGAGCCAGAGUUUGUGUGUACUGCCGGGGUCUGGAGGUGUGUGUAGAAGUGCAGAUUUAACCCCAAAAGGAGUCUCUUUAAACCGCAGACUCGCCACCUCCAACUGUUCCCUGCGUGAGACGGAUGCAAGCACACUUAACACAAGCCACUCCACAGAUAUCUGCUCCCAAAACAGAAACGACUCAAGCAACUUGCCUGUUGCAGCAAACUACCCAGGACCUCCAUGGGUAUGUGUGUCUAGAGUGGGAGAGGCUGAACCAGGGGCACCCUCCAUCUCACCAGAGUCCCCGUCUCCACACGAGGCCUGUGACUCUGGUGAAGGCGACUAUGACGAUGGGCCAGAGUAUCUCGCUAUUGGUAACCUGGGCCAACGACAUCGCAGAGACUCUCGAAGCUCGACCCAAAGUAGUGACCAGGGAGAAAAUAAGGAACCAACGACUAAAAACAACCUUUUGGCUCCACCUCCACCAAGACGCUCGUCCUUCUCUGAGGGACAGCGGGGGCCAGGCCGGGGGUCUCGAGGCCACACCCGCUCAUUUUCUGAUACUGGACUCAAUCAAAAACUCAGGAAUGAAUCAUCAGGAAAUGAUCACGUGAAGGAGUAUAAUCCAUUUUCACCACAGCACAGUAAUUCUAGUUCUUCUAAUUCUCUGUAUAUGGACUCAGAUUCGUCCCAAAGCAGAAGUGUUUCUGAUGGGAUGUUCAGGAAGCCAUCAAAGGGACAGAGUCUUAUCAGUUAUCUUUCUGAGCAGGACUAUGGCAGCUGUGCUGACCUUGAAAAGGAGAACGCUCAUUUUAGUAUUUCAGAAUCACUUAUUGCAGCCAUUGAAUUAAUGAAAUAUAACCUGCGGCGUCAGGAGGAGGGGGCUGAGGAGGAAGGGGACAGUGACAGUGAGAUUCAGCAGCUAAAACAAAAGAUUCGUCUCCGGAGACAACAGAUCCGCCGCAGCCGCCUCCCGCCCUGCUCAGCUUCCAGCCACAAUUUGCACUCUACAGACAGUGGCACUUCCAGACAAAGCUCCCAAGAUUCUUUACAAGGUUUUUCUGAUUCUGGCUCAGCAGAGGAAGUGGAAGAAUGUGAAUUACGAGAUGGCUGUGAGGGGCAAUCCCUGCUGGCAGUGUCACAGAACGGCCUCUCGUUGUCACUCGCCUCCCUCUUCUCAGAUGCAGACAUAAAGCGAAGUGUAAGCUCCGGCCACAGAUCCUUUCUCAGUUCAGAUUCCAUCAGCUCCCCCUCCUUCCUUCAGUCCAACUCUGCAGAGUCUGUAGCUAUGGGUUUGCUCCGGCAGUUUGAAGGCAUGCAGCUUCCUGCCGCUUCUGAACUUGACUGGCUGGUCCCAGAACAAGAUGCACCUCAGAAGCUCUUGCCCAUUCCCGACUCUCUGCCCAUUUCCCCCGACGACGGUGAACACGCUGAUAUUUACAAACUCAGAAUUCGUGUUCGAGGCAACUUGGAAUGGGCGCCUCCUCGCCCACAAAUCAUUUUCAACAUCCACCCUACCCCAAAAAGAAAGAUUGUAAUAGCAAAACAGAACUACCGCUGUGCUGGCUGUGGCAUUCGAGUUGACCCAGACUACAUCAAGCGACUGCGCUACUGCGAAUAUUUGGGUCGCUACUUCUGCCAGUGUUGUCAUGAAAAUGCACAGGCAAUUGUACCCGGUCGCGUUUUGAGGAAAUGGGACUUCAGCAAGUAUUAUGUCAGCAACUUUGCCCGGGACCUUCUCGGCAAGAUUGCUGGGGAUCCUUUGUUCAACCCUAAUGAUAUAAACACUGGGCUGUACAAGAAGAUCAAGGCUCUGGAGUCUGUCAGGGUUUUAAGGGUCCAGCUGUUGCACAUGAAAAACCUCUUCAAGACUUGUCGCUUUGCCAAAGAGGAUUUGGAUCAGUUUGACACGCUGCCCGGUCACCUCACAGAAGACCAUCACCUCUUUUCCCUCAAUGACCUCACAGCUGUUCGUAAUGGGGAGCUGGCCCCACGAAUGAAAGAACUGCUCAAACUCGGAACUAGACACGUCACUGGCUGCGUGCUGUGCCAGGCCAAGGGCUUUGUGUGCGAGUUUUGUGGCAACGAGAAGGACAUCAUCUUCCCCUUCCAGCUCAGCAAAUGCCAGCGCUGCGAAGAGUGCCACGCGUGCUACCACCGCAACUGCUUCAAGCCGGGUAAAGCAUGUCCUCGCUGUCAGCGCCUUGCGGAGAGGAGGGAGCGAAUGGCACGCAAGAACAUGGAGGAGCAAGAAGACGAAGGAGGCGGGACUUAA
Messenger RNA from Knipowitschia caucasica, 2841 nucleotides. NCBI's taxonomy places the organism in Eukaryota, Metazoa, Chordata, Actinopteri, Gobiiformes, Gobiidae. The record is from the annotation of a GenBank genome assembly.